Molecule: messenger RNA, 1077 nt
Organism: Aspergillus fijiensis CBS 313.89
Lineage: Eukaryota; Fungi; Ascomycota; Eurotiomycetes; Eurotiales; Aspergillaceae
Exons: 2
Coding region: 36-1061 (341 amino acids)
Source: RefSeq, a predicted model, not a curated record
CUACAACCGAAAAUCCAUUCUAGCCACAGUCAGAUAUGCCAGUUCAUCAGGUUAGAGAACUUCAUGGCCUCCAAAAUUUGCCAUCUGUCGCCACUUACUACUUCGCGAGUACUGGCAAACCAUUAACGGAAGAGAAAGAAGAAUAUAACCGUACAUCCCGCCACACUAGGGAGUUGACUGCGGAAUUCAAUAGAAAUCAAUUGAAACUUUGCUGCCUCCUUGAUGAUAAGCUUUUCGUCGCUGAGAGCCUGCAAUACGUCACGUCAAAGAUGGCAGGCACUAAAAUUCAGACCGCGAGACCUAUGAUUGAACGUGUGGAGACAAGACAGGGAUUAACAUUAAGUGAAAAGACGGAUAUCCUUAGCGUCAGGCUCCGGGACGCCAGCUUGGGCCACCAAGCGAAUAUAGAAUCGCUGCGAAUCGUCAACAGAUACCUUAUAAGCCAGGCUCACAGCAAUCCGAUGGAAUAUCCCGAAUCAGAUACACCGGAGCUCUUCUACCGCGCCUUCCAGUGUGGGAGCUAUAGCCGCCAUAGUAUGGAACUGGGUUUUCGUUCUUCUAAUCAGCCUCUGACUCCUCCUGCGUAUCAUGAUGGCACUCUGCUCAACAGCUUGCUGGUGAACAAAGAUUCUUUGACGAAUCAUUGCGAGGGAAAUCAGCCAUCAGAUCUUAUUGCGUUAUCUGACAGCCCAUCAAGGGUGUUGAAUAUUCUUAAAACAUGGGGCUACAGCCACAGAAGAGGAGACAUGAUAGCGGUAAUCAAUGUCUCAAAGCUUUUCGCAAUGCGGGUUCUUUUUAAUCGCACUACGACGCUAGCGGAAAAGCUUGGGAUGAAGCUUUGGAGCGGAAGUCAGUCGACCGGUCUGCAAUAUGCGAACCCUAACUACUGGGUUGCCUACAGAUGGAUUCCAGCUGAGUGUAUUGAGUGUUAUGUGUCUGAAGAUCUCCUUCAAGAGGCCUGUCAGAGCCAUGGUAUUGAUGAAAGUGAUUACACCGCACGGUUAUCAUUGAACGAGAUAGUGGCACUCAAAUUUCAGUUGCUUUCUAUGCAACAGAACUGAAAGUGCCCACAUUAAU